Ciona intestinalis (vase tunicate) is the source of this 2392-nucleotide messenger RNA. The record is from RefSeq and is a predicted model, not a curated record. Lineage: Eukaryota; Metazoa; Chordata; Ascidiacea; Phlebobranchia; Cionidae.
CUAAAGAUUCCAAGCAUUGAAAGUUUAAAUUUUGUGAUUAUUAAAAUUGCAACGUAAUCAACAUGGCUCUGCCAAUCGUGAUGUCAUCAAUUUAAGGGGAAUACCCGGCUGUAGUUUGACUUUUAAAUACAGGUAUAAAUAGCGUUGUGCAAUUACACGUUUGCUGCUUCGUGUUUUGCCUAAAAUACACGAAAACCACUAAUUCAAACGUCGAAGGAAUGCUGUAUUUGGUACCAGCAAUAUUGGUUUCAUUAUAUGCGGUUUUAUGCCCGUAUACUAAAGUAGAAGAGAGCUUUAACAUACAAGCCAUACACGAUGUUAUAUAUCACGGUCAUAACAUAACAAGCUAUGACCACCAUGAGUUCCCUGGUGUGGUUCCUCGUACUUUCAUUGGUCCAAUAUUCAUAUCAGCAAUCUCAUCGCCGUUUAUUUUCAUCUCUUCAUACUUCACAACCAGCAAACUUGUGUCACAAUACAUAGUUCGUAUGUGUCUGGGUCUCAUUGUUGCAUACGGGUUAAACAAACUCACCAAGGCUUUGAAACUAUAUUAUGAUUCAACCACAUCAAAGUGUUUCAUUGUCAUUGUUUGUUCACAAUUCCAUUUCUUGUUCUACUCAAGCCGACCACUGCCUAAUGUAUUUGCCCUGUGUUUAGUUUUACUAGCUCUAUCCUCUUGGCUAAGGAACAAGAAUAAAUCGUUUAUCUGGUUUUCUGCGGCUGGUAUCAUUAUUUUCAGGUUUGAGUUAUGCAUUCUACUUGGCACCUGCCUUGUGAUAUCCUUGAUAAAUGGAAAGAUUACAAUUAAGGAAAUAAUCUUAACAUGUGUACCUGCUGCUGUGGUAACUCUGGGUCUCACUGUGUUGGUUGAUUCUUACCUGUGGGGUCAUUGGGUUUGGCCAGAAGGUCAAGUCAUGUGGUAUAAUGUGGUUCUUAAUAAAAGUUCUAACUGGGGGACCUCACCCUUUCACUGGUAUUUUACUUCAGUUCUACCAAGAUCAAUAUUAACUUCUAUUUUACCAGUGCUGUAUGGGAUUUGGUUAAAACCUGGAAGAUCAUCUUCUCUUCUCAUCCCAAGCCUGGUUUUUAUUCUUGUUUUCUCUAAACUUCCCCACAAAGAACUUCGUUUCAUCAUUUAUACUUUCCCUAUGUUGAACGCUGUGGCUGCAUCAGCUCUUGCUCAUAUUUACAACAGAAGCACUUCAUCCAAACGUUUCUCAUUACUUGGUCUUGUCUCAUUAGCUUGCCUUGUUUUAAACCUCAUGUUUUCAAUCAUCCUUCUUUCUGCUUCACUUCAUAAUUAUCCUGGGGGUGAAAUACUUAAAGAACUUCAUGAAAAAAUACCAUGCUCACAAAGUCCACCAGUUCACCUUCAUAUUUGUAAUCUUGCUGCUCAAACGGGGGUUUCCCGCUUUGGAGAACAGUGCCCACACUGGAGGUACAACAAAACGGAGAACUUGAUGGUAACAGACUUGCUUCAUUCUCCCCAUAUAACGCACACCAUCAUGGAGUAUAACUCACAACUUCCAACCUUGUGGUAUGAUACUUACAAAAAGCUAACCACUGUAGAUAGCUAUGCAGGAUUUGGCCUAAUCAAAUUAAACCAGUAUUUUGGACCAGUGUUUCCAAGUUUUUUUAAUCUGCCAGUGUUGCCAAAUGUUAAAACUGCGCCAGCUUUAGUGUUGUGGCAACGCAUAGAUUUUGAAAACAAGGUUAAAUAAUAUAUUUUUUAUUUAAUUUUUGUGAGAAUUUUUGCACUAGAAAAAUAAAUAAAUACAAAAGUAUAAGCGGUAUAGUGAUAUAAAGAAAAAGUUCUUCUGCUGCACCAAAAUUAGAUGUUUGGUACAUUGCCAAAUUAAAACGCAUUUAAGUUGUCUAAACAAGAAGUGUCUUAUGUAGUAAGUCGGGGUAAGAUGGUCCAAGUUUUCAUUUUAUCGUCCCAUUUGGUAGUAAGCAAAGAAUAUUACAGAGUUAUAAAACCAUAUCCUAAGGAUUUUAAAAAAGCGAUGUCAGUUGUUAAAAAUAUGAUAUGAUAUAGCUGAUUGGAUAGUAUGUGCUAAUGGUAUCCAUCUUACCCCACAGUACCCUAUCCUGAAUAAAGCUGUAAACAGGUUUUGUUCACACCAAAAAAACUUGUUUAGUUUAUUAAUCGUUUUUUUCGCAAUUCCAGUAUCAUCUGCAUUCCAGGGUUAAUUAAUACAAAACAACUUCAAUAGAUUUUUAUACUUUGUAAGUCAACGAAUGUGAUUGUUGUUGUAUUCUGUUACUGUUAAAUGUUGUUUCUUCAUGUCUGGUUCGUAUUUUGUUGCCUAUUAUUAUACUACUUUGAUGUUCUUUGACUACCACCAACUCUGCCGCAUUCCCUGUACAAAAACAUAUACUUGUAAAGUUUGAA